Exophiala dermatitidis NIH/UT8656 is the source of this 2148-nucleotide messenger RNA. RefSeq names its product transcription initiation factor TFIIF alpha subunit. Gene Ontology annotation, molecular function: TFIIF-class transcription factor complex binding; RNA polymerase II general transcription initiation factor activity; DNA binding. Gene Ontology annotation, biological process: transcription initiation at RNA polymerase II promoter; positive regulation of transcription elongation by RNA polymerase II. The record is from RefSeq and is a predicted model, not a curated record. NCBI's taxonomy places the organism in Eukaryota, Fungi, Ascomycota, Eurotiomycetes, Chaetothyriales, Herpotrichiellaceae. Gene Ontology annotation, cellular component: transcription factor TFIIF complex; nucleus. The transcript has 2 exons. The coding region runs from base 1 to 2148 and encodes 715 amino acids.
AUGAAUCCAGGCACCGUCCCCGGAGGCGGACCUGGUGCGAACCGACCGCCAGGCCCGCCCCCUGCGGUGCGUCGAAAGAAACCACAAUCAGACCCAUUCUUCAAAGGCCCCAGGAAGAACCCCAACCCGACUGGUAUCAAGCAGGUUAAUGGCAGUGCAACUCCCCUUGCCAAUGGCCAGCCUCCCGCGAAGCGAAUCCCAGUCCCAAAUCCUCUGCGGCCUUCCAAACCUGAAUCUGCCAUACCCGAAAAUGAGCGUGUCAGCGGUUUCAGUGACCCGCGGGUCGCUGCUGAAGGGAUUCCCUACCAAGACUACAAGCUUGUGACAUCCAAGAAGGAACUCCUCAAUGGUCUGCGGUAUCAUCUGCUGCAGCUGGCCGGUGAGAAGGUUAUCGAUAUUCGUAAUGAGGCCGAAUUCCCGAAGCCGGCUCGUCUCCAUCGACGCGAUCCUCGAGCGCCACCGCCUGGUCAUCAGCAACAGCAACAGCAACCCAAAGAAGAAGACCAACCGCCGGAGCCCAAGGACGGUUUGACCGCUACCGAGCGAGAAGAGGUAAACAAGAGGAAAGAAGCAAGGCAGAGGGAGCGGGAGGCCAAUCUUGCCCAGAUAGCACCGUCACAGGGCGCAGGUCGGAAGAUAAAUUUCAAGAAGAAGACCCAGCAGGUUUUCAGGCCCGACUAUUCCGCCGAAGAAAAGCGGCGCAUCCAGACCAACUACGAAGAGAAACUACCAUGGCAUCUGGAGGAUUUCGACGGCAAGCAUUGCCUCAUCGGUCAUCACCAGAUGGGGUCGAUGGGCACCACUGUAGCCUUUGUCUACGAGCCUGGCCAAGAUAAAGGAAAGUAUCGAAUGAUCCCGAUCGAAAAGGUAUAUCAGUUCAAACCUAAGCGCGAGCUGGCACAGCAAAUGUCAAUUGAAGAGGUCGAGGCGGCCAUGAAGAAACGAGGCACGGACCCAGAAUGGCUGAUUCGACAACGAGAGGCACGCAUUGCAGAGGCGUCAAAAGAGCUUGCCGCGAGGAAGAGCAAAGGAUUGUUUUCAGGCGCUGCUCCUACAGAGACUUACGCGGGUCGGACCGGCGAAGAGGCUGACCUGGACUUUGAAGAUGACUUUGCCGACGAUGAGGAAGGUGAUCUCUUCGCCGACAAGGACGAGGACGAAAAGUUUGCGGAGAAGAGGAUCAAAGAAGAUCAGCUGCAGGCCAACUUCUUCGAUCUCAAGGACUUGAAGGAAUACGAUGAAGCAGAAGAACGAGAGCGCAAGGAAGAAGAAGCGCGGAAGAAGAAUUUCCGGGAACUUCGAAAAGCCCUCGAGAAGCGGGAACGCAAUUUCAACCACGCGACUGAUUCUGAGGACGUGUCUACGACGGAUUCCGAAGAAGAACGCGAACGCUUGGAGCGCGAGCGGAUUGCCAACCUCAAGAAAGAAGAAGAAGAAGCCGAAGCCGACGGCAAGAAAUCGGCCCUUUCGUCAUCGGGCGCGAACACCCCGUCAGGCCGCAAGGAGAAGAAGGGCGGUAGUUUCGCAAGCGAUCGUGAAGACGGACUGAAGAAAUCUGCUUCCUCGAAGUCGCUGAAACGACCUGGCUCCCCCAACCUGUCGGAUGCUUCGGGCACAGAUGCCUCGACGAGGAAGAAGAAGCUGAAAUCCCGCCAUGUGUCUUCUGCUCAACCGACACCCGGUCAAUCACGGCCCAUGUCGCCAGCAGACUUGUCUACGCUUGAACCUUCGGCGGCGUUGAAGAUGCGCAGACGUGGCGGGGCCGGGUCCGACACAGACACAGUGAUGAGCGACCGCGACGGCGGUGCAAUGUCCGAUGCCAGCAGGGCCCAGCGUCUCAAACUGAAGGUGUCCGUCUCGCCACCCGGCACUGGUCGGUCGACGCCUCAACCUGGUUCGCGCGUAGGUUCACCCGCUCCAGGAGGACCACGACCGGCUGCCGGUCCUGGCACACCGCAGGGUAGUGAACCAUCUACCGCAUUCCCUUCAGUGCAAGACGUUAGAAACGCCAUUCCGCCCCAAGGUAUCGGGAUUAAGGAUCUCAUCAAGGCGGUUGAACAUCCCAGGGAACGCCGGAAUGACUUCAUCAACUUGGUCAAGGAGGUCGCACGCAUCGAUAAGGAUCGGGGCGUGCUGGUCCUGCGAUGA